AUGAUUGAUGAUGAUGAUGAUGAUGAUGAUGAUGAUGAUGAUGAUGAUGAUGAUGAUGAUGAUGAUGAUGAUGAUGAUGAUGAUGAUGAUGAUGAUGAUGAUGAUGAUGAUGAUGAUGAUGAUGAUGAUGAUGAUGAUGAUGAUGAUGAUGAUGAUGGUGAUGAUGAUGAUGAUGAUGAUGAUGAUGAUGAUGAUGAUGAUGAUGAUGAUGAUGAUGAUGAUGAUGAUGAUGAUGAUGAUGAUGAUGAUGAUGAUGAUGAUGAUGAUGAUGAUGAUGAUGAUGAUGAUGAUGAUGAUGAUGAUGAUGAUGAUGAUGAUGAUGAUGAUGAUGAUGAUGAUGAUGAUGAUGAUGAUGAUGAUGAUGAUGAUGAUGAUGAUGAUGAUGAUGAUGAUGAUGAUGAUGAUGAUGAUGAUGAUGAUGAUGAUGAUGAUGAUGAUGAUGAUGAUGAUGAUGAUGAUGAUGAUGAUGAUAGAUGA
Messenger RNA from Dicrocoelium dendriticum, 477 nucleotides. The record is from the annotation of a GenBank genome assembly. Lineage: Eukaryota; Metazoa; Platyhelminthes; Trematoda; Plagiorchiida; Dicrocoeliidae.